CCAUCAUCAACGUCACUUGACCUCUCUUGGACAGCCCUACACCUUUUCGUCUUUUCGUCUCGUGGCCCUUGGUCGACAAUCUCACUCUCACCGUCAUUCCAAGUUCUUUCCAAACGUCCACCCGACCUUUACCGACGACGAUCAGAUCCCACCACCUCAGCCGACUACACGCCACACACGUGCCACUACCCUGCACCUGCAUGGGUGUGAUCUGACAACUGUUAUCAACCCCAGUAACCUCAAAGCUGGGAUUCGGUCAAGUUCUAGUACCCUUCCAGUGUUCCUCGCCUUUCUAUUUAAGGCUUUGAAAUUGUCGAACCUCCUCGCCACCACAAAGACGCAGGCCAAGUCAUAGUCACACGAAGGAGAAAGAAGACUAGCCUAAACCCCCACCUAAAUCAACACACAUUACAGCCAUGGCCUCAUCAAGAUCCUCUCCUACCCCAUCAUCUCAGUCGCGCACCCCUUUCAGUCCUCAGAACGGUUCAGGGACGACUGGAAGCACAAGAAGCCCUAUGCGUGGACAACGACUCGCAGCUGGGUCCGCCACCCAGACAAUUACAUCCUCUGACGUUUCCUCAUCCCAUUCACCCUCACCCGACCGCCUCGUCCUCCGUCUCCGCGGUGCACACGACGCAUCUACUCGAAGCCCGCGACGUCAAAUCACAUGGGCCGAAGACGUUAUCGACAAUGAGGGUCUCGGACGCAAAUCCAGCAAGGUGUGCUGCAUAUACCACAAGACGAGGGAGUUUGGAGAGAGCUCAAGUGAGGACGACAGUUCCAGCGACUCAAGCGAUGACAGUGACGCUGGUGGAAGCGACAGCCCUGACGACGGCGGCGCCAGAAUGAGCGGCAAUAGAAGAGGAAGAAAAGCUGGCCACAAUCACGGUCAUGGACAUGGAGAUGACUGCGAUCAUGCUGGAGACUCCGGUGGCAAGGGAAAGGGAAAGAGUACUGGCAAGAGGAAGCCCAGUCCCAAUGCUUACGAAAAGAUGCCAAAAUACUCCACCAACAAGACCAGCUAAAUGGCAUGGAGCGUGGUAGGCUGGAUAGCCUAUCUGCCAGCCAAGAUUGAAGGCGCUGAUUUCAAUUUCCAGGAUGUGCCGCCAUGCCCUGGACAUUUGUCAGUCUCAUACGUCAAACACGAGCAAGGCCCACACGAAUUUGUCGUAGGGCUUGGUCACCUUUCGUCUGUUCGACCUCGGCUUCCACAACGACACUGACCCCUCUAAGACCAACGGCGGGCGGGUCUGCGACCCGAUUUCACGGUCGUUUGUUCCUCGGCUAAAAACUUUUGUUCCAUGUUCGCGAAUGGUUAUCCCCUACGUCCAGAGCGGUACUUGCGAGUCCCACCGGUUUGCAGCACCGGCUGCCCCGUUUAUCAACCCCUGAGAGACAUGUUUGCAGCAAGGGGCCAUGAUCAAAGGCUUGACACCUGUCUUGGUGGUCUCAUUUGACUUUGCAGGGAAUAGAAAAGAAGCCUCGAAAUGUAUGGAGAUCCACAUUGCAAUCCACACAUGGCAGUGGAUCUCUAUUCUCUCGCAUUAUGGGACAAUGUCUGGCAUCUACUUGGCUACAACAUUGGCGAAGGUAGUCUUGAGGACAUUAUGGGUCAAACUCGAUGAGAUCUUUUACCUUCUCAUGUGAACACGUGGGAGAUGAUGUCUCACGACGAGAAUUGGCGCGAGCAAAUUCUCCUCGUUACCCCAAAGAUACAGGCCUAGAGGACUGUGGGCGAAGUACGGAGUAUGCCCACUGUACUAUCGCUUAACGUAACCGACUAACGGCCUAGUCUACCGCACACAGGCUUCCCUACCGCAAGCUUCAGGUAGAUUUGUGGGCCUUGCUGUCGGGGGCUGUCAUUGCGAUGUACUCUGUAUGCUGGCACGCUGGUACGCUUGGCUCUUGGAUAGCUGCACUCCGCAAAGCAGAGAUUAUCUUUGCGGGUUAGACCCCAUUACUCCGGAAGAACUAGAUACAGGUACCGGGGCUAGCGAGCUCCACUCGUCCGUCUGACAGGAUGACUCUCGAGUCUGGAAUGCGUCUAUCGAGACAUCGUCCCUGAUCUAAGCGAAUCUCGUUUCGUGCCGGACGAGCCAUGAGUUCGUCCUGUACGGAGUAAGUUACGACUACUCCGUACAAGUUGCAACUCACGAGUGCGCCAGACCACGCUUCUCCAACGGGGUUCUGCAUCCCACCUUACUAUCCUGGGGUGGUAACACGAGAUGGCAACCAUCAUGUCCAAUAGCAUUGUGUCUCACGAUGGGGACGGCCCGCCCUUCAGGGGAGGACGCAAAUCAGCCUCCCAGGUAGGUAUCAAAGAACUAAAUCAUCUGAAGUCCUUUUUGGGACCUUUUCCGGUCGCAAUUGCCUCUGUAAUCAUGUACAGUAUAAGCACCUUCCAUUGCACCUUCGAACCUAGUCGCUCUUUCCAGCCAUGGGAGGUUACAGCAACAAACCUGCAGG
This is a messenger RNA of Exophiala mesophila, 2466 nucleotides long. RefSeq lists its product as uncharacterized. NCBI's taxonomy places the organism in Eukaryota, Fungi, Ascomycota, Eurotiomycetes, Chaetothyriales, Herpotrichiellaceae. Gene Ontology annotation, cellular component: nucleus. The record is from RefSeq and is a predicted model, not a curated record. The transcript has a single exon. The coding region runs from base 417 to 1025 and encodes 202 amino acids. Gene Ontology annotation, molecular function: protein phosphatase 1 binding; protein serine/threonine phosphatase inhibitor activity.